UGCUCGAAAAGGAGAUGAAUCAGAACCUGAUUCUAAAUCUCCGUAUCCAGCAGCUGCAAGAGGAGAGGAAGAAGGAGAAAAGGGAGGACGAGGAGGUGAUCAAGGACCUCCAGAGACAGCUGACCACCUUACAGCGGGCCAUGCACGUCCUCACAGCCCCCCAGAGGUCCCCGGCUCCCACCUUGAACCCCUCUGAUGUAUGCAUCGAGAUGGAGGAGGAGGAGCGCGCAGAGAGCCUUCAGAAGGAGGAGGAACACGCAGACAAAUUAUGUCCUAAGAUGGUGACAAAGACCAGACAGAAUCUGACUAUUAGUGAGAAGGCGCCUGUCUACGAUCUCUCACCUCACUACGCUGGGAAAACAGCAGUGAAGUCACCGGUGAAGCAGGACAAGUCCCUGCCCAUGAUCCCGGUGCUGAAGGAGCUGAAAAAGCUCAAGAAGCACAUAUGCACAGAGAGGAUCAAGCCCAAGAGAGACAUUAACAAGAUCAAGAUGACUUCUGAGGAGAGCACUAUCUCGGAGGGCACUGACAGGACAGCCCUGAUGAACACCAGGGAUGCCGUCAGCAAGAGUAAGAUGGAGGAGAGGGUGAUGACACCAAUGAGGUGCGCUUCGUGGAGAGAAGUCUCAGGCCACGCAAAAGUCCAGAACAAGGCAGAGACAAUGCCAAAGGUGCAUCUGAAUGAGGUCAAGGCUCCAUCCAUGAUCCGGGAGAAGAAACAGCCAGAGAGCAACAGGCAGCCAUGCACCCAGAGGACGGACCUGAAGGACCUCAAAGGAGACAUGAGCAAGAAGUGA
This is a messenger RNA of Engraulis encrasicolus (European anchovy), 797 nucleotides long. RefSeq lists its product as uncharacterized. The transcript is spliced from 5 exons. NCBI's taxonomy places the organism in Eukaryota, Metazoa, Chordata, Actinopteri, Clupeiformes, Engraulidae. The record is from RefSeq and is a predicted model, not a curated record. Bases 15 to 797 code for a protein of 260 amino acids.